AUGGGUGAAGGGGAUCAAUCGUCCGUGACCAAAAGUGGCACAACGGACAGCAGAAGCGUUGCCAAUGCGACGCCGUACUCCUUGCAUGCCUCCGAUAAUCCUGGAGCCAUGAUCACGUUGGUGACGUUGACGGGAGAAAAUUACAGUGAAUGGUCAAGUGAGAUGACCAAUGCUCUCCGUGCAAAACGGAAACUAGGGUUCGUUGAUGGCUCGAUACCGAAGCCUCUCGCAGACGACACUAACUUGGAGCUUUGGCUCUCGGUUAAUUCGAUGAUUGUGGGAUGGAUUCGUACAUCUAUUGAACCUCGAGUACGGUCUACUGUUACGCUUGUACAAGACUCUCAUAAGCUUUGGGAGAAUCUGCGCAAACGGUUCUCAGUUGGUAACAAGGUGCGAGUUCAUCAUCUCAAAGAGCAGCUCGCAUCAUGUCGACAGGAUGGACAACCUGUCAUUGAGUUCUUUGGGCGUUUGUCCAAGUUAUGGGAAGAGCUGGAUAUGUACUCGCCACUUCCAAGCUGUACUUGUUCAGCGGCUUUGGAGAUAGAGAAAGCGAGAGAGGCAGAGAAGAUGCAUCAGUUUGUAAUGGGUCUUGAUGAGACGCGGUUCGGAGGAAUAUGUCAAUCUAUCAUCUCGUCAGAUUCUGAGAUGGACAUUGGAGAGAUAUAUGCAAAAGUUGUCCGAGAAGAACAGCGUCUUAACUCGGCCAAGGAUAGAGAGACGCAGCAAAACACGGUUGGGUUUGCUACCAAGGCUGAAACAGAGCAAGCCACAUCACGUCCAGGUUCUGUUAGCUCUGGUGUUAGUUCGGGAAGACGAUCUCCGUGUGCUCACUGCGGGAGAACUGGUCAUGACAAGACUACCUGUUGGCAACUCAUCGGGUACCCCGACUGGUGGGAAGAACGAGCUCCGUCGAAUAGAGGAAGCGGUGGAGCAAGUAGAGGUGGUAGUAGAGGAGGUCGUGGUCGUGGGUCUCCUGGUUUUGAUCGCUCGCGCAACACUGGAACUCGGAUGAUUAAUGAAAGAGCACGCCCAUCUUCUGACAAGCUCUCCGGUAAGACUAGACAUGGUGAUCUUAUACUAGAUACUGGAGCGUCUCACCAUAUGACUGGAGACUUUGCUUUGUUAGUAAAUACAUCUGCGAUACCACCUUGUCCAGUAGGGUUCGCAGAUGGCAACAAAACGUUUGCUACUCAUAUCGGGAAUCUCCCGUUGACAGAUCGUGUCACACUGGAGAAAGACCGUUUUACGAGGACCCUGAUUGGAGCCGGUAGAGAGCGAGAUGGGGUAUAUUACUUUCAAGAUGUCAUGGCUGCAAGGGUUCAUCGUAUGACUGGUUCAGUUGGACCAUAUCGAACUCGUUCCUCAAGUGGUGCAGUUUAUUUCUUGACUAUUGUAGAUGAUUACUCUAGAGCUGUGUGGACAUAUCUGCUUCUCGAAAAAUCUGAAGUCAAAACUGUACUUCAAAACUUCUGCACAAUGACGCACCAACAGUUCGGAAAACCGGUCAAGAUUGUGCGAUCGGACAAUGGCACUGAGUUUACUUGUCUUGGUAGUUAUUUUCGGCAACAUGGUGUAGUACAUCAAACAUCAUGUGUUGCAACGCCUCAGCAGAAUGGGCGUGUUGAAAGAAAACAUAGACACAUCUUGAAUGUUUCUCGAGCAUUGUUGUUCCAAAGUAAGUUACCGGUUAAAUUUUGGGGCGAAGCGGUCAUGACAGCAGCUCAUGUGAUCAAUAGAACGCCUACUAAGGUUCUCCAAGGGCGAUCUCCGUAUGAGAUAUUGUAUGGUACUAAGCCGCAGUAUGAGCAUCUUCGAGUUUUUGGGAGCUUGUGCUAUACGCAUCAUCGUUCUCGUGAUAGAGAUAAAUUUGGACCAAGAAGCCGGAGAUGCAUCUUUGUUGGGUAUCCAUUUGGACAGAAAGGCUGGAAAGUAUAUGACUUGGAGAAGAAGGAGUUUAUCAUAAGUCUAGAUGUUGUUUUUUAUGAAACUGAGUUCCCGAUGGCUUCGGCUCUUGUUUCACCUCAGCCAUCUCUCUCUUCUCCGACUGCGUACUCUGAUGAUGAUUGGCUGUUACAAGCAGAGUCGGAGCAGAUGUUAGACGAAAGGGGGAGUAUUAAUAUUGAUCUCUCUCAUGCGCCGGAACCAGUUACAGACGAUGCUCUGUCUUCGCGUGAUCUUACCGAAACAGAGCAUACGACAGGAUCUCUUCCACCACUACCAGUAUUCCCUGCUGUCUCGACUACUACUCAGCAGCCUCCGGAAGAAGUGUUAGGACGGGGUCAACGGGUUCGUGCCCCUCCUGUUAAGUUUCGAGAUUAUGUGGCUUACAACACAGCCUGCAUACAUACCCAUCUCGCUCCUACUCCUACAGAUCCAUCAGUGUCGUCUAAUUCGGUCUCUGGUAAGACACCGUAUCCCUUGGUUGAAUAUCUCUCUGAUUUGCCAUUCUCACCUUCGCAUCGAGCGUUUCUUGCAGCAGUGAAUGCAGGUGUGAUUCCGAAAAGCUAUAAAGAAGCUGUAAAACAAAAAGUCUGGCGUGUUGCCGUUAAAGAUGAAGUUGGGGCACUUGAGGAUCAAGGAACAUGGGAUGUUACUGAUCUCCCGCCAGGCAAAGUCGCACUUGGUUCCCAUUGGAUCUUCACGAUUAAAUAUAACUAG
Raphanus sativus (radish) is the source of this 2658-nucleotide messenger RNA. RefSeq lists its product as uncharacterized. Gene Ontology annotation, biological process: DNA integration. The transcript is spliced from 4 exons. Lineage: Eukaryota; Viridiplantae; Streptophyta; Magnoliopsida; Brassicales; Brassicaceae. Gene Ontology annotation, molecular function: nucleic acid binding. The record is from RefSeq and is a predicted model, not a curated record. Bases 1 to 2658 code for a protein of 885 amino acids.